Messenger RNA from Lentinula edodes (shiitake mushroom), 3246 nucleotides. Its product is annotated as Fusaric acid resistance protein-like-domain-containing protein. The transcript is spliced from 16 exons. Bases 1 to 3246 code for a protein of 1081 amino acids. Lineage: Eukaryota; Fungi; Basidiomycota; Agaricomycetes; Agaricales; Omphalotaceae. The record is from RefSeq and is a predicted model, not a curated record.
AUGAUUGAAUCACAUCCUUCCAUCGACAUCCAGUCGCCCGUUGCUGAAGAAGAGUUCUUUGGUGGACAAAGUCCUACAGAUUCAGACUCGGACUCUGAAUCAGUCCAUAGCCUGGACUCAGAAGAGUCCUCUUCAUAUGCCUCUACGGUUCAAGACGAAACCCAGCCUAAAUGGUAUUCUUUACGCGAAAGAAUACCGACUGUUCCUGUACUCUAUCGUAACAUCUUCAAAUGUGCCGUUGCAUAUUUUAUUGCGUCCUUGUUCACUUUUAAUCCAUACCUUUCGGGAUUCAUGAGCGAUUUGGUGUCCUACGGCUCAGGCGAGCGUAGACCUCUACCUAGUGGGCAUAUGGUAGCCACAGUUGCUGUAUACUUCAAUCCUGCCAAGACGAUGGGCGGCAUGAUUGAAGCGGAUUUCUUCUGCCUCUUCGGUAUUCUCUACUCGGCUUUCAUUUGUCUUUCCUCAAUGUCAAUGUUUUGGUGGUUAGACGUGCAACCUGGAUGGGAAUGGCUGGCUGAUUCACUGGCCAUCGUAUGGGUCGGGGCUGGAAUGAGUUUCCUUGCUUGGAUGAAAGUUUAUAUGGCGAAUCCACAAUUCAACACAGCUGGCAGCAUGAUGGCCAUUAUCAUCUUCGUGGUGCUCGUCAAGGAAGGAGGACUUUUCACACUACUACAAGUCGUCUUCAUCGUUUUAUGCGGUGCGGUCGUUUCAAACCUCAUUUGCUACCUGAUUUGGCCUCAAUCAGCUACCGAUACUCUCCGAUCCAACAUGACCAAAACUCUUGACUCAUUCUCUACGCUCCUCGGAAUGCUCACUGACACAUUUUUGCUCGAAGAACCACUACAUCCGCGUAGUCAAGGCCGUAUCCAACGUGCUGUAGAGGCUCAUCAAAGCAGUUUCACCAGCUUGAAAAAGAAUCUCAAAGAAGCGAGUAGCGAAUGGAUUUUCUGGGGACGUUAUCGCACGCCUACCAGCGGCGCUUUCACGAAACUUGCACGGGGAAACGCACCUAUACGUGACCCCGACAAUGAUGGCGGGAGAAGAAAGGCUUACCAGGACGCGGUGGAUAGUUUGAACCGACUGGCACAACAUCUCAAUGGACUCAGAAGUGGUACAAGGCUGCAAUUCGAGCUAACGCAAGCAGGUGCAGUGGAACGAAAAGCAAGGAAUAAGAAGACUCACGGAGUGCCGUCAAGUAAAUCGGGCCCUUUAGUCGAUGUCUCAUUGGCAGAUUCUAUGGUGGAGGAUGAUGACGAGGAGGCGGCCAUGCUGAAAGCUGCUGCUGUCAUGUUCGGUGACCUGGUGGAUGAUCUCGGGCCCCCCAUGAAAGCUCUUUCCAGCACCUGUACCACCGGUCUCAAACGCCUUCGUGAAUCUUUCAUCCUUUCACAACAAAACCAUUGUCGCACACACCACAGCCAGUUCCACCUUUCAGAAUUCGAUGAAUUGAUUGAAUCAAUCGAGGCUGCCCUACUUCGCUUUGAAAGCACCUCUAAUCACGCUAUGAUGAGACUCUAUCGCAAGAGUGAUCUAGCUCGGAUCUCAAACUCUCAAUACCCAUCCGGGGAAUCGAUGCCUACUACCCCCGUUUCUGCGCGAGGACGUUCGAAUACUGUAACGUCAAUGGCGAAAUCUGAAAACGUCUUUCUCAGUAGUGGAGAUGGCACUGAGCAUGUCUUUUUGGUGUACUUCUUUAUCUUUACAUUGCAAGAAUUCGCCAGGGAGAUGACUAUGCUUGUGGAUGCCAUGGAGAGAAUUUAUGCUAUUGAAGCUGAACGGCUGACCUGGAGUCGUUGGUGGGGCCGAGUCUACGAUGUAUUGAAGAAUGCCCGCAUAAUCUCACCUCAGACUCGUUCCUUCCGCCCCGUUUUCCCAAAAGUCACGCCUCAUGCCCCGGACACGAUACAAACACCUUCAAGAAAAAAUCUUCCCUUCAUUGGAAAGAUAAAACAAAGAUUGUGGUCGUUAGGGAAACGAUUGAGCGAACGAGAUACCAAGUUCGCUGUGAAAGCUGGUAUGGCUACCGCGAUACUUGCUGCUCCUGCGUUCUUCGAUUAUACGAGGCCGUUGUUCGUAAAGUAUUAUGGAGAUUGGGCUUUGAUUUCGUUCUUUGUAGUAAUGUCUCCUACAAUUGGUGCUACCAACUUUCUCAGUCUACACCGUAUCUUAGGGACUUUGUUUGGCGCUGCCGUAGCUGCAGGGAUCUUCUCUUUAUUCUCAGAAAACGCUAUAUUCCUCUCAAUCUUUGGAUUCUUCUUUUCCAUCCCCUGUUUCUACUAUCUCGUAUCGAAACCGGCGUAUGCCUCCUCCGCGCGUUUUGUGCUGCUCACGUAUAACUUGACGUGUUUGUAUUGUUACAACCUUCGAGAAAAGGACUUGUCCGUUGCCAAGGUCGCUUACCAUCGUGCGCUUUCGGUCACAAUCGGUGUCGUCUGGGCUGCUCUGGUGUCAAGGUUUUGGUGGCCUGCUGAAGCCAGGCGGGAGCUUUCAAAGGCACUUGGCGAAUUCUGUUUGAAUGUCGGAUGGUUAUACACUAGACUGGUCAUGUCAAAUUCGUUCACUCCGGAACACAUUGACGAAGAUGGGGAUGUGGAUGCAGAGACCCCUCCGUCUACCGCUAACACUUCUGUGGAACGUCCUAGGGUGAAUAGCUCUAUCAAAGCAUUCAUGGCAAUGGAACUUCAUCUGCAAAUCAAGCUCAUAGAGUUGCAGGGCCUUCUUGGCCAAGCGCAACAUGAACCUCGUCUCAAGGGGCCGUUCCCCGUCGCGAUGUAUCGAGGGAUUUUGACGAGCCUGCAGACUAUUCUUGAUAAGCUGCAUAGCAUGCGCUGCGUCACAACCCGUGAGGAAUGGUAUACGAACGUCAGACAAGACUUUAUCAUCCCGGUCAACAAAGAGCGGCGGGAUAUGGUUGGAAAUAUCAUUCUCUACUUUUCAACGUUAGCAUCCGCCUUUCGGCUCAAAGCCCCUCUACCACCUUAUCUCCCGCCUGCUGAGGAAUCUCGGCAGCAGCUGGUUCAUGCUAUCCGACGACUCGAAGUGGUCCGCAACCGUGACGUUAAAGGUUCUAGGCAGUUGCUUUUCUUUGCGUAUGCUAUGGCCAUGAAAGGCGUCACGCAAGAGUUGCAGACACUGGGACAUACAUUGCAAGAUGCAUUUGGUGUUAUUGGUCAGUCGACAGCAGAGUUUGAUGCGCUGUUUAUGGACGCGGAAGAUCAAAGCAGGAGACCGGAAUAUUUCGCAUGA